Pelobates cultripes (western spadefoot toad) is the source of this 18653-nucleotide messenger RNA. NCBI's taxonomy places the organism in Eukaryota, Metazoa, Chordata, Amphibia, Anura, Pelobatidae. The record is from the annotation of a GenBank genome assembly.
CUUGCCCUCUUGGCAAUCAUAAAGCACUAUAGAGUCGUCGUCGCUGCUAGAUAUCACGGUUUCUCCAGUGGGACUAAAAUCGAAGCAAUUAAUUUUAUCUGAAUUUUCCCGGAAAACCUUCGCCACUCUGAAACUGCGCAACACGUUAUCCGUCAACUUCAUGGUUGACGCUGUAAGUAGGGUGGGAGAGGGGUAUAGAGCUGAAAGUUUUACACCAGAGAACCAGUAAUGUCCAAUUGAGAGUUAUGGAUGGAGGUCACUAUGGAGAUGCAGUCAGUGCUGUCAAUGGAUGAAUGGGUAAGGGGUGGGAGAGGGGGGUCACAGCAAACCCCAAAAAUAUUCUGUCCCAAUGGUUGUAAUACUGAGAGAUCUGAGAAAUUAAAAUGAAUUACUGAUGGUGUGUGAGAGCUCAAGCAAUGUAUUAGGGGGGAGGGAAAACGAGGACUUCCGGGACCCUGGGCCUGGCUGCUUAUUGACCCGGGUAACACGUGCCCCGCACACGGUGUUCGGGUGUCUAAUCACGCAGAUUUCCCGCUGGCUGCGUGGAUCCCCGUCAGUUGUUACUCCGGUAUUUCCGGUAUGUUGUCUCGGUCUCACAGUUCGCGAGCCUCCUCCGCUCUCAUUGUUUCCACCAUGUUGUUUGUGGAGCCGGGGAAUGAGGCAGCACGCCGACGUGACAAAACGUGCGCUGCCAUUGGCUGCUGGCAUAGCCGACGUCUUGCGUUUCCAUCGCGCCAUCUUAGGUGUGGCAGAGAGCGCACAUGUGGAAAGCGCGCGUGUCACGUUCAGAUGUCCGCCAUGUUACGAGUGGCAGCACAGUGAAGCUGUCAGUGCAGGAUCUGGCUGGCACUUACUGAGUAAGCGUGAGUUACCAACACCGUGUGUGUUUGGAUUCUGGGUGGUGUAAUGCGUGUUACAUAAUGUAAACUACCCUCCCUAUUACAGAUUGUGGGUUAAAUUAAACGUGUUAUUGCCAUGUCAUUCCUUAUAUCUCUAGUAAAAAUUUAAAUGUAAAAUCACCUGGAAGAAAAAAAACCAGACCGUGAAUAGUAUAAUUGGAAGUACAACUAAGUUGAGAAAGUUUUUCUAAAUCACCUGUUUCUGUUUGUGCAGCCCUAGACGCAUCUCCCCUGAUUGUAACUGACACAGCCUGCAUGAAACAAAGAUUUACCAUUCAGUCAGAUGUAACUUACUGUAGAAGUUUUAAUUACAUACAGGGUCUAGCAAGCUUUUAACAGAGCAGGAGAUAAGAAAUUCCUAAGUAAAUAGAAUUUGCAAUAAAGGAAGUGCAAACAUUAGAGCUCACUUUACAGGAAGUGUUUAGGGAGGCUGUGCACAUUACUUAGUUACUUGCAGGGAAGUGUAACUAGCACAAACAAAACGAUUUAACUCCUAAAUGGCAGAGAAUUGAGCAGUGAGACUUCAGGGGCAUGAUCUAUACACCAUACCUGCUUCAUUAAGCUAAAUUUAUUUUGGUGACUAUAGCGUCCCUUUAAAUUCAAAAUUCACUUUACAUUCUAGACCUUUCUCCCUUUAGCAAAUACAGAAAUAGCAGAAAAUAAUACUCCUUUUCAUCUAUAGUCAUAGUUUGAGUAUUAUUACCUAGAACCUAGAUAGUGCAUAUCUGUUCUCAUUCAAAUAAACCCAUGUGAACUUUUAAAAACUGAAGAAGGAAUUUUCUGUUGUUUUGGGCUAAAUAUCAGAUUUUGAAAACAUUUAGAAAAUAGCUUUUUUAGCUUAGUUAUUUUUUAUGUAUUUACUUAUAAAUCCACAUAAUAAGAAGAAUGAAUCCUUCUAUCAUCUGGGAUUUUAACUAAGGAAACUAUUAAAUAAAGUAGAAAUAGCCCUGUACCGAAGAGGGCAAAAGCCUUUCAGUGCUGUACAUGUAUUUGGACUACAAAAUCCAAACAUUGUUUUGUUUUUUGCAUUCUUUCUUUCUUUAUUUUUUUGUGCAAAGAAUAACAAGCAUACUUGUGUUGCCACAACAGCAUUGACAGGUAUUUAAUCUACAUACAUGGAUAUACUCUGCCAUGACAUGUGAAAAAAGUGCACAUUUUUAUAAGAAGGAGAGACUAAGUAAUAUGUCUAUACACUAUGCUUGAGAAAAAAAAAUGUAAUGCCUGCCUUUGUUAAAGGCCUGAGAGUUUUAACUAAGAAUUCUACAAUAUAACAUGCCUCUGGUAGAGUAUAAGAAAACAUGCUUAAUCACAUUUUGCAUGUGGUGAUCAGCAAGCUAGAGUUCCAUUAAUAGAAGUUGAUUGCAAACCAGGCAGGCAUAAGUUAGAGUAACAUGUCUAAGCUAAGAACAAAUUCUAGGGUGAGUGAAAGUGCUAUCUAGCUAGACAUCAUCCAUGACCUUAAAUUAAACUGCUGCAUAGUGAGCUAAAUUGUCAUGAGGAUCCAGUGUCAGCUAAUGCCCAGACUCGGGAAUCUAUGGGGGCUAGCUGUGAGGCGCCACAAGACAAGGGCUAAGCAUGGUAUUCCUCCAGCCCCAGGCCAUAACAAAGGCCUGCAUCUCGGAGCCAUGGACUCGGUUACUCAUGUAAGAGUCCAAAUCCCUCCCUGGUGGAGAACAGCUUAAGCCCCUGAUGGUCUGUUGCCGCCUGCAGCAAUAAGACCUCAGCUUCCAUGGUCUAUGCUUUGGGAAUUGAUCCCAGGUAGGCUAAAGUUGGGAGACUUGGGUGCUUGUCGGGAAGUUGCACUUAGAGGGGUCCAUUCAGCCUCCGACUCUCUCUGUUCCACUUUCUCUCCUGAUUGGUGAUGCCGCAAAAUGAGCCUACAAAUUUGCCCAGAACCUUUUAAAGAUUCCAUUCACGCGGGCCAGCAUUUGUUCAACUGUGUCAUGGUGGGCCUUUACGGGCUGUAUCGGCUUGCAGUCAUGAGAUAAGAGUGGGUUCGCCAUCUUGGGGGAAUCUUGUGCAGUGUCAGCUGCUUGCAAUUUGCAGGGGUAAGUGAGUGGAGCCAGUCAGUGGGGGACUGGUACAACCCCCACCGGUCUAAAGGGGGGGGGGACAGCUAUGUUCGGUGCCACACCACUAGAUAACGAAUCAGGAGAGUGGCCGCCUCUUCUCGGUUCAAUCUCGUGUAGGCCACAGACUUUGACUCGGGCGAUCUGGCUGCGGGAAGGCACAUGUAAGGAAUCCCCGGGUGCACUAACGUGCCAUGUACCAGGUGAGGGCAGAUUGCGGGCAGAACUUCCGAGUGACCCAGAAAUAUUCCCCGAUUUUGGUAGCCAGACGCACAAGCUCUAACAGAGCGCAUUUAGUAAGCACAACAUGCAGGCUCUGCCCAAAAUCCAGACAUUGUUCACACUAACAAUGUCUGGAUUUUGAAAAGCAGAUUCACAAUGUACCUGAAUUUAUUCUGGAUUUCACCCAAACUGAAAGUUGACAGCUGAAAUCUGGAACAGGAAGGUUAACAUAUGGUCCUCGAUGCUUACAAAUCAGGGCCGGGAGUUUAAAGAUCUGAACUAUUUGCCCGCUGGUAGCAGGCAAAAAGAAAACCUUGGCGGUGUUAGGGUUACGUUCUGUGGCAGGUGGCAUGCAUUUGCUAGUCCGCUUCUACAUAAAAAAAUAAAAUAAAAUAAAAACCUAUGGGGGUCAAUAUGACCCUCCUGUCAGUAUAAGGGGCAUAUCUACUAAACAAAGACCAGACAGAUGCUGCUCACUGUAACCAAACACUGGAAGCAGGUCAGAUAUUGUUUCCUAGUUACUAAAUCAUUACAGCUACACUAUAGGCACCCAGACCUCUUCAGCUCACUGAAGUAGUCUGGGUGCAGUGUUCCUUUUACACUUAGUGCUGCAAUGUUAAACAUUGCAGUUCCAGAGACGUUGCAAUGUUUAUAUUGCAGCUCUGAGUCUGCCUCCAGUGGCUGUCUGCCUCCAGGCGCUUCCUGCACCUAAACAAACCUCUGAUCCAGUAUCUGACGCUGGAUAUCCUCAUGCUGUGCAUGCGGACAUCCAGCGUCGGAUUUUUCCCCAUAUGAAAGCAUUGAUUAAUUUCUUUCCUAUGGGAAGGGCUAGCGCGUACACGGGCGGAGUGUCGACCCAGUGCCGAGGGACAUCAUUGCUGGGAUAAGGUAAGUAAAUAAAAGUUCUUAAUUAACCCUUAAUUUACAAGGGGACGAGGGAGGCAGGGGGUGUGAUUGUGACAGGAAUACAGCUUUCCUGGCACUAUAGCAUCCCUGUAAGUAGUGUGAACAAUGAACACAUUUUGGCGUCUGAAAUGCCCUGUAAAAAUAGCAAAGAUUGGCUUGGCCCUAUUCGGUAUACUUUACUUACAUAGACCUUUUAGUGAAUAACCCAUCCAAUUCAUCUGUUUUCACAUAAAAUAUGAAAUUAUCUUUGAAUUAUCAACAAUUCAUACAAAGCAAACAAUCGUUUGCUUCACAUUAGCUGCCAUUUUAAGUUUAUGCAAUAACACGUAUAUGUACAAAUUCCUAGAUUUUACUAUUAGCAUGAUGUAAAGUCAUGAUUUUAUUAAUGACACGGAGGCGAGUAUUAUGCUUCUCUUUAAUUUUCCCUCAGCAGCGAAGAGAGAAAUGAGUAUAAAAGAGAAAAUUAGCAUAUCAUUAACAUAUAUACAUAUUCAACAGUGCUACAUAAGGGAACCUCCCCCUUUCAGUAUAUAAGGUGUAGCACUCUCUUCCUCUUUCUGUAGCGAUCCGAAGACCAGUCAAAACCGAACAAGAACUCUGAACUAGAAACUGUAACCUCGGGAAGUUGUACAUCUCUUCCUAGGGGAAAGGUGGAGCCGACCUUGAAGCUCCUUUCAGUCCCUUUGACGUGUGGAAUCAGGCUAAAAGAGAGGAGAAAUAUGGUAAAAUCUCGAUUGAUAACUGGUUGCAACAUAUCCCAGCAUAUCUAUUGUCCUCUACGUCUGAGAGAAACUUCAACGUCAUAGCAUCCUGACAUAAAACUCGAUAGAUAACAAGUAGAACCAUAAUUCAAAAAACUAUUGUCGUCUACAUCUGAAAAGAAAUACAAUGUCACAACGCCUUACAGAUAACAUCAACCUAGGCUAGGCGUAUAGUACGAAAAAGUGGGGCCGGGGAGACCCGCCCUGGUAGUAUGAGGAUAAGUUCUGACUCGAUCUAGUCCUGUAUGGCUGCGAAAAUCCCACCACUUCCAACCCAGGGAGGGAGGGAAUAAUACUCGCCUCCGUGUCAUUAAUAAAAUCAUGACUUUACAUCAUGCUAAUAGUAAAAUCUAGGAAUUUUAUUAAAGACACGGAGGCUCCUAUUAUGCUAUUUUAAAGCUGAGCUAUAAUCUUAUCAGAAAAAUGUUGUAUAGGUCUAAAGUAAAAGUUCCGGAAAGUGGAUUCCGUAGGCCAAUCUGCAGCCUUCAAAAUGUCUUCCAAGCGACAUCCAGCCGCCGAUGCUUUUGAGGCCAUGGCGCCUCUGACGGAGUGGGAUGAGAAUACUGAGACAUCGAUCCCGGCCGUAGCUAGCAGCCAUUUGAUCCAACGUGCGAGUGUCGGGGUAGAUACAGGUAGAUGAGGUUUCUUCAGGGAGAUGAACAGGGGUCUGUCGUUGGACAGCCGUAGCGUAGAGGUGCGAGACUCGUAUUCCUUCAGGCAUGAUAUUGGGCAUAGGUUGGGUAAACUCGUGAUUCUCGGAUAGAAAACCUGUUUAGUAGCUGAUUUAGUUCUCCGUGAGAUAUCGAAUGACACUCCCUCCGGAGUGAACUUGCGGGCCCGCCUGUCCAAGGCUCUUACGUCCGAUACCCGUUUACAGGAUAAUAGGCAGAACAGCAUAAGUAGCUUUGCCGAUAGUUGUUUAAAGGACAGCUCUAUGUUAGAGGGCCAGUCAUCUAGGAGUCUGAACACGCAGUUGUUGUCCCAGAAGGAUCCAUAUCUGGAUGCAGGGGGACGUGAGAAGCGGACUCACUUGAGCAGGUGACAGACUAGAGGGUUUUGUCCGAGUGGGAGCCCGUCCACCUGGUCAUGUCCAGCUGAUAUAGUGGAACGGAAUACAUUGACCGUGCGGAAGGCCUUGCCUGAUUCGAAUAGGUGUGUCAGGAAGUCCAACACCGACUUCACAGGGGCUGAUACCGGAUCCAACGAUCGUUCCAAGCACCAAUUGGCCCACUGUCUCCAUGCCGCAGUAUAUGUGUGUCGUGUUCCAGGUGCCCAUGCAUUUGCCAGGAGUUGCAUAGUUGUGCUCGAAACCUCUGUGAUUUCCUAGGGUCCCCGGAAAGGAGCCAUGCCAUGAGGCGGAGAAGACCUUGUUCUACUAGGGAGUGGCUCUCCCCGUCCGGGUUGGUCAGCAGAGGUGGAUGGUCUGGGAGUAACCUUGGGUGGUCUAUCGCCAUCUCCAAUAGGUGUGGAAACCAAGGUUGGGAUCUCCAGCAUGGGGUUACCAGGACCAACGAGCUCUUGAAGCGUCGGAGGUGCGCUAGACAACGAGCUAUUAGAUUGAAAGUUGGGAAGGCGUAUGCCCUGCCCUUGGACCAAUCUUGGAGGAAUGCGUCGGUUGCUAUGGCCCCCGGGUCUGGUCGCCAGCUGCAGAACCUCGGUAGCUGUGUGUUUAGUCUGGACGCAAACAGGUCCAUGCUCAAAGGUCCCCAUAGGAGUGAGAUCUUGCGGAACACGCUCGGUUGAAGUUUCCAAUCUCCCGAGUCCCUCAAGUAGCGGGAGUUCCAAUCCGCUGUGUAAUUGUCCAGGCCUGGGAUGUGUUCCGCGGUAACGGACACACUGUUCUGUAAACAGUAAUUUCAGAAGUCUCGGGCCAAAACUGCUAGUAUGUGGGACUUGGUCCCCCUUAUAUGGUUUAUGUAUCACACCGCCGAGACAUUGUCCAGCUUGAGUAGGAUCGAGCAUGAGAUGCCUUUGGGUGAGAGACUGCGAAUGGCGAACGAGGCCGCCAGCAGUUCCAGAGAGUUUAUGUGUAAGAAGGACUCUUCCGUGGACCAUCUGCCUCCUGUGGAUAUAGAGCCACAGCGCGCGCCCCAGCCAUGUAAGCUGGCAUCCGACUCUAUCACCAGGUCCGGGGUGGAUCCGAAGAUCGCCCGGCCGCUCCAUGCCUCCAUGUGGGUUAGCCACCAGUUCAGUUCCUCCCUGGAUUCCAUGUCCAGGGUAACGUGAGAUUCGUACGAGUGGCCACUUCGUAGGCAGGUCGCUUUCAGGCGCUGUAACGCUCGGUAGUGGAGCGGGCCUGGGAAAAUCGCUUGGAUAGAGGCUGCCAACAGGCCAGUGACCCGUGCCAGUUGGCGUAGGGAUAUGUCUGGUCGGUGCAUAAGUCUCCUUAUCUCCUUUUUGAUGUUGUACAUCUUUUCCGCCGGGAGGCAUAGGAUCUGUAGAACGGAGUCGACUCGGAAUCCAAGGAAUUCCAUUUGUUUUGAGGGGAUUAGAACCGAUCUUCCAGUUUACAAGGAAGCCCAGGUUCUGGAUAAGAUGUAGGGUCCACUUUAAGUGAUCUAGCAGAAGGGACCGUGUCCCGGAGAGUAUGAGGAUGUCGUCCAGGUAGAUGAUGAGGCGGACUCCGUGUAGUCUGAGGAAGGCCACCACUGGUUUGAGUAUCUUCGUGAAACACCAGGGGGCGGAGGACAGACCGAAGGGAAGGCAUGUGAACCGCCACUUCUUGGUUCCCCAGCAGAACUGGAGUAGGUCUCUGUGUAUUGCCGCUAUCAGGACUGUCAGAUAUGCAUCCUGCAAGUCUAGUUUGACCAUCCAAUCUCCAGGAAGGAGCAGGUCUCUGAGGCAAUGUAUGCCUUCCAUUUUGAAGUGCCGGUAUUGGACCAAGGCAUUUAGGGGUCGUAGGUUUAUAACCGGGCGGACCCCGCCUCCUUUUUUUGGCGCUAAAAACAGGUUGCUCACAAAACCUGGGGUGUCUAGAGGGAUCUCCUCUAUGGCCUUCUUGGUCUGUAAUUCUCUGAUCUCCGCAGAGAUGAGAUCGAGGUGUGAUGUUGGCAUGUGGUUUGCCCUUGGGGGAGUGUCCUGAAUGGGGAAAGCUGUCAGCUCUAGGUGGUAACCCUCUACCGUCUGUAACACCCAACUGUCGGACGUGAUCAAAGUCCAAGCUCGAUAGAACAGGGCCAGUCUGCCCCCCACAUAUAUAUGGGAAGAAUGGGGAAAAAUGGUACUCACCAUAAGGGCGUUUUCCCGUGGGUGCUCCUCGACUGCCGCGGGUAUGCCAAGGCCGUCCUUGUGAGGGGAAGAACGGGGUGAAGGACCAUUCCUGGUUCGGCCUCUGAGGGUUGAAGGAGCCUCUUCCCGGUCUGGAAAAGCCCCGGGGGUUGCGGCCGGGUAGACGGCUCCUACCUCUACCGGCCCCGCCAAAAACCUUUGGGCUGAACACCCGUUUGAUGGAGAAUCGGGCUUUGUCCAAAGCCGUAAAGGUCUUGACGUAGGAGCCCAGGUCCUUUACGAAGGACUCUCCGAAUAGUAGGCCUUUUGCAGAGGCACCGGGUUCAUUGAGGGCCAUGCUCGCAAGCUUGGGCUCAAUCUUUAGCAGGAUGGCCUUCCUGCGCUCUGUCGACAUAGCCGUAUUGGCAUUGCCGAUCAUGCAUACCAGGCGUUGGAGCCAUCCGAACGCCACUUCAAAGUCUAAGGGUGCCCCGCUCGAUUGAGCUGUUUCAAGCAGUUCAUACAGCUUGGUGACUGGGCCCAGAGUGUUGAGGAACUUGUCCUGACAGUUGCGCAGCGAGUAGUCUAGGCCCUUUUAGGCUUCCAACCAGUCUUGGCCAGAAACUGCACAAUUUGUGGGUCAACUUCAGGGGUUUUUGCCACUGCAUCGGGUAUGAUAGGGCGGUUACGACCCUCUUGUGAGAGUUUGUUACGACCCUCUAGUGAGAGGGAUUUGCGGACUUUGAGGGCCAGGUAUUGAGCUAUGUGCUCAGCGGGCUCCCAUUCAGCGGAGCGAGGGUGUCUGAGAUUGUCUGGAUCAAAUGCCAGGGUAUCCUUAGCCUCACGGGUUGACUCUGUCUCAGGAGCCCCCGACUGUGCUUUGGCCUGAGCCGGUCUGGAAGGGAAUUGUGUUCCCGGGAGAUCCUCGUCUCCUGAGGUCUCGUCCUCGUAGGGAUCUGAGAACUGGUCAUCUGACCCUUCCUCCCCAUCCUCGUCUGAAUCAGACAAUAAAUCAUGGGCCCGUACCCGUUUCCACUCUCUGGCCGCCGUAGCCCGGCCAGUAGCUCUAUUGCGCGGUUGUUGCGCGCCAUCAUCAACAGCCUGAGGCGUGUCAAUCAAACCAGGCUUUACCUGGGCAUGGGGGGGUCAAUAACGUGUCCUGCAGUAGUCCCUUCAGGGGAAAUGGCAGACAGUCCUGGCCCAGAUUGGGCAGGGAGGGCCUGCCUAAGGGCCUGGGAGAUGGACUGUGAGAUACUGGAGGACAUAGCUCCCAUGGCAGAGGAGAUGGCCUUGCUAAUGGAGUUGGACAUAGUGGCGUCCAGGAGGCUUUGGAACUCUUCAGAGCCUAUGAGGCAAGGGUCAGCCUGGGAAACAGAGCCUGUGGUGCCCCUAGGGGGGAUAGGGUGGUCAGCUAAAUCACCACUGGCAGACUGCAUGAUGGCAGAGAAAAAGGCUAGAUAAAAGUUAUAGAGCAAGUGAGAAAAAGGUGCUGGAUUGCUUAAUCCAAGCACAGAACAGAGUUGCAGAGAGAAUACCCGGGUCCUGUGUGGAUAGCAGGGAGCAUGCAGCCUCCACGGAACAGACAAAACCGCAGAGUAAGGUGAUUUAAAAUGUCCGGCGACAAGAAACCAACAAAAUGGCCGCCGCGCAUGUUCCGCGCAUGCGCAGAGCGCGCACGCGGCGGAAAUGGAACUGGAAGUACCCGCCGGAGUGUGCAGCCGGCGGGGGCCGAAAAACGGCCAAGGGGGGUGGGGGGAACAUGGGCGGGACCCGGUACACACAGGGACCCGGUCAUAGGGGCCCAAGGCAACCCAAACGAUAGGGAAAUAGAGAGGGUCCUGAACCCACCCCAGCAACAAGGAAUAAAGUAUAGUAGGAGGAAUCUUACAAAGUUAAAAUGAAACAUAAACAAGCCCUGAAUAAAACAGGGGAUAGUCAAAGUAAAUACAAAUGACAGAUUUUUCAGCAAGUAAGGUAAUAAAGGUACUUAGCUGGUCUGAGGGAGCAGCGAAGGAAGAGGAAGAGAGUGCUACACCUUAUAUACUGAAAGGGGGAGGUUCCCUUAUGUAGCACUGUUGAAUAUGUAUAUAUAUUAAUGAUAUGCUAAUUUUCUCUUUUAUACUCAUUUCUCUCUUCGCUGCUGAGGGAAAAUUAAAGAAAGAGAAGCAUAAUAGGAGCCUCUGUGUCUUUAAUAAAAUCCCAUUUUUGUAUUCCACCCCCUGAGUAUAGUAACUCUUGUUGAUAAUUAACUUUUCUGGAAAGCUAUUUGGGAGAACAAGCAAUGAAUGGACUUUAGACUCAGACUGUCUAAAACUAAAUGUUUUCUGUGAAGUUGGUGUAUAUUCUGUGUGGAGAAUUUCAUGGUGAUGGGAUAAAGGAAACAGCAGAUCUGAAGAAAUCUCUAAGCAACUUUUCCUGCACUGCCACUUCUCUUGGGUAACUUCUAUGAAUCAGCUGAAUAUUUGGAGAAAUACUACAAUACAGUACUUCAGGUGAAUUUGGCAUUGCAGAUGUUGACGAAUUUAAUUUCCCAUGAUACGCCAUUCUUUACUGCCACAUUACUGAAUUGUUGUGUUAAAUUUUUUUUUGUUUUUUCUUAAUUAUUGUUGAAAAUGUAUUUAAAACUAAUCCACUUACCUCCAGGUCCAGAUUUCCUGUAGAGUAUAUUAAUGGGACGCUCUCAGCACCAGAACCAGUAUAGCUCAAUGUAGAGCGUUUGCUGUAAAUUGCUUUUUAUCAGUCUAUGUAAAAAGACCAAACAAAAUGUUUUUUCAGACCUUUACAUUUGUCCAUUAGGGCACCUAUAGUGACUGUCACAGAGCCUAUAGAGAGGCUUCCUAUUAAGGUGUAGGACUGACUUUCAGUGACUUCACACUCUGCAUGUAGAUGUCAUUGCUCCCCAGAGACGUGCAUUGAUAUAGUGCAUCUCUAUGAAGAGAUGCCAAAUGGCGCAGUACUGUGAUUGGCACUUUUGUCCUGUAGGCCAACUUUUUUAUGUUCGUGUUAUUGGGGCCCAUAAAUCUGAAAGGUCAAGAAAUAACUCUGUUAGAAAUACAUGUUAGAAUUUCCCUUUAACGAGCAGAGCCAUUUUUUUUUAAUUGUGUGGUAGUAGCAGAAAGCGGUCAUAGCCACAUCCACUAUUUGUAGUACUGCUUUUUAUUUGCAAAAACAUUUUAUUUUAUUUUUAUUUCUCUGCUAAGUUGGAAGGGGGCAUGUGUUGUCCAAAAAACAACCUUGGACAACACAUGCCCCCAAUCUGUUUCGAGCCAAGGCACUCUUCGAUAAGACUAAUAUUUCCAAGCAACACCUGUUUUCUUUUUAGUAUUGAUUAAUUGCAAGGUGAGAGUAACAAUUUUAAUAUUAAUACUUAUUCAAAAAUCAUUAACAAUUAAACUCUAAAGUCUGCAUUCAACCUAUUCGUAUCCUGAUUGCAACGUGCUCUUGACACCAGGGUACUAGUGACAUGUUGUAGUAGUUAUGGUGCUUCGUGUGUUCCUUUAAGAACUAAUUAACACUUUAUAUUAAAGAAACUAGUUUCGUACCUCCCAACAUUUCAAAUGGACAAAGAGGGACACUUUAAUUUUAGGGGUGUGAGUGGAGGUGUGACUAGGGGCGGGGCUGUUCUGAGAUGUUUUUAGUUGACUUACUAUUAACAAUUCAUGAAACUAAAAUAUAAUGUAUAACAUUAAAGGGUUACUCCAACCACCAUGACAAUUUGAGUGAUUUGAAGUGGUUGUGGUGGUCAGAGUCUGGAUGUGCAGUGCUUAAGCUUGAAGAUGUAUUUAAUUGUGUCCUGGGGCCUAUUUGCACCCCCAGCACACACAACCCUGUUCCAGGCUGCAUACUGUCAAUUCUGUGCAUUUUUUUUACCUCUGUCAUGCUGACAACAGACUUAAAAAUCUUCCCCUUGCAGACAGAGCACCUGUUAGUAGAAGAUUGCUUUCCCCUACUGCCUCCUUCAGCUAAUUGGAUAGGUUUUUUUUUGUUGUUUUUUUUUUAAUGGUAAUACCCCUCCCUUCCCCCACUCCCUCCAAUUGCUGGCUCAAACCUCAAACUGCAAGAUGAAACAGUCCAAUCACAGGCUAUUUGAGAAGCAUGUGAUUGGACCUCCCAAGGCUCCUGUGACAUUAGACGAGUGUGGAAGAUCAGCACCAGGAGCUUCGCCCGACGCCGGAUUGCAGGGAUAUAAAACUUAUUCUUAGAGGUUUUAUGGGAGGGGAACCUAAGAGUAAUGCCCUAUAGCAGCAUUUCCCAAACCACUCCUCAAGACCCACCAACAGUCCAGGCUUUGUUAGUAUCUCCAUUGGAAUAAAACCGGGAAAUAUAUAAAUCCUGGACUGUUGGUGGGCCAUGAGGAUUGGUUUUGGAACCACUGCCUUAUAGGGUUUCCAAUGAGAACUUUAUCUACAAAAAUGCAAUGGUAGAGUUCAAUGUCCUUGAUCUUAAAAGGGUCAUACUAUAUUAAAUCCAGAUUCUCUUUCCUUUGCUGCAGGAUUCUGCUUCAUGGCCAGAGUAUUACAAAUUCUGAGACUGAAACAUUCUCUGUUUUACCAAACGCACAGGACUAAAAUGGGUAGUGUGCCUCUGCAGGAGGAUGCCCGGAAGAUAUUUUGGGCUGCUGUGUCUGCUGUGUUGCCACCUCACAUGUUACAUAGGUCACUGAAAGUGACAGAUUGUGGAGACUCCUCUGUCCUUGAGUGUGGAGGGAUAGAGUUCUCUCUGAACAGGAAUCUGUACCUGGUGGGAUUCGGGAAGGCUGUGCUAGGAAUGGCAGCCUCAGUAGAGCAGAUUCUGGGAAAGCACCUUCUAGAGGGAGUGAUCAGCAUCCCACGUGGAAUGGAAGAAAGCCUAAAACAAGCUGGGAGAAGGUAUCUUCAGAGCACUUUAAUGGGUAUUUCUAUGCUACAGCCUACAUAAAAGGGUCCUGGUCUAGCACAAAACAUUUUACUAUGCUAGAAUUAUACAGUGAGGGAAAAAAGUAUUUGAUCCCCUGCUAAUUUUAAACGUUUGCUCACUGACAAAGAAACAAAGAAAACAAAAACCAGAAAAAUGCAUGUCAAAAAAGUUAUAAAUUGAUUUGCAUGUCAAUGAGUGAAAUAAGUAUUUGACCUCUAGAGUUAGUACUUGGUGGCAAAACUCUUGUUGGCAAUCACAGAGGUCAGACAUUUCUUGUAGUUGGUCACCAGGUUUGUACACAUCUGAGGUGGGAUUUUGUCCCACUCCUCUUUGCAGAUCCUCUCCAAGUCAUUAAGGUUUCGAGGCUGACGUUUGGCAACUCGAACCUUCAGCUCCUUCUACAGAUUUUCUUUGGGAUUAAGGUCUGGAAACUGACUAGGCCACUCCAGAACCUUAAUGUGCUUCUUCUUGAGCCACUCCUUUGUUACUUUGGCUGUGUGUUUUGGGUCAUUGUCAUGCUGUAAUACCCAUCCACGACCCAUUUUCAAUGCCCUGGCUGAGGGAAGGAGGUUCUCACCCAAGAUUUGACAGCACAUGGCCCUGUCCAUCGUCCUUUUGAUGCAGUGCAGUUGUCCUGUCCCUUUAGUCGAAAAACUCUCCCAAAGCGUAAUGUUUCCACUUCCAUGUUGACGAUGACGGUGGGGAUGGUGUUCUUUGGGUCAUACACAGCAUUCCUCCUCCUCCAAACACGGCGAGUUGAGUUGAUGCCAAAGAGCUCAAUUUUAGUCUCAUCUGACCACAACACUUUCACCCAGUUCUCCUCUGAAUCAUUCAGAUGUUCAUUGGCAAACUUCAGACGGGCCUGUACAUGUGCUUUCUUGAGCAGGGGGACCUUGCGGGCGCUGCAGGAUUUCAGUCCCUCAUGGUGCAGUGUGUUACCAAUUGUUUUCUUGGUGAUUAUGGUCCCAGCUGCCUUGAGAUCAUUAAGCAGAUCCUCCUGUGUAGCUCUGGGCUGAUUCCUCACCGUUGAUCAUGAUCAUUGAAACUCCACGAAGUGAGAUCUUGCAUGGAGCACCAGACCGAUGGGACUGACUGUUAUUUUGUGUUUUUUCAUUUUGUGAAUAAUCGCACCAACUGUUGUCACCGAGCUGCUUGGCAAUGGUCUUAUAGCCCAUUCCAGCCUUGUGUAGAUCUACAAUCUUGUCCCUGACAUCCUUGGACAACUCUUUGGUCUUGGCCAUGGUGGAGAGUUUGGAAUCUGAUUGAUUGCUUCUGUGAACAGGUGUCUUUUAUACAGGUAACAAGAUGAGAUUAGGAGCUCUCCCUGACAUGCAAAUCAAUUUAUAACUUUUUUGACAUGUGUUUUUCUGGUUUUUGUUUUUGUUAUUCUGUCUCUGACUGUUAAAAUAGACCUACUAUUAAAAUUAUAGACUGAUCAUUUCUUUGUCAGUGGGAAAAUGUUCAAAAUCAGCAGGGGAUCAAAUACUUUUUUUCCCUCACUGUGUAUAUAUUUAUAAAUUUAUUGAGGUGUUUUUUACCCAGAAAAGGAAAAAGUAACACUGGUGGUUCUUUACCUAAAGCCUUACAUGCUGAUGUAUAAAAUUUCUUCCUAUCUGUCUAUAAGUGUUCAUAGUAUGGGUGAAGGUUGAUUUUGACCUGUUUCCUACAGAGAGAUGCUGCUAUCUUCUGGGUCUUCAAUUCGAGUUAUGGAAGGUGCAGAACACAACAUGGCAGACGAGGCAGCACUGGAAGCUGCUGGUGAAAUACAGAGCCUUGCAAAGAAGCUGACGGAACGAGACAUCUUGCUUGUGCUUAUUUCAGGUAAGAGAGAGAAGAAGGAAAGAAAGGCCAGAGGGGUGGAAUUUGUGUUAUAUGUUAAUUGAAUUGAAGGUUCUGAGAAGAAGGAUGUUCAUGGAAAGAGCAGCGAAGAUGGCAAAAGGUGAGGAGUAUGGAAUAGGAGUAUUGGAAAUGGCAAGGGUACACAGAAGGGAAGAUGUCAAAUAAUGGAGGGGAGGGGAAUUCAUAUAAAGGGUUUAAUGCCUACAGUAGGUCACAGCCAUCAUGCAGUUCAACCCGUAACGAUUUUUUGUGUUCUAUAAUGUUUCAGCUAAUAUCCAGUACUAUUGUCCUUUCUUUUUCUUACUUGAUCAGGUGGUGGCUCUGCUCUCUUGCCAGCUCCCUUUCCUCCGCUUACACUUCAGGACAAGCAAACUAUAACCAAGCAGCUGGCAAUGAAAGGAGCGACCAUACAGGAACUUAACACUUUACGAAGAACUUUGUCUAAGCUCAAAGGAGGUGGCCUGGCCAUGGCAGCGUUCCCUGCACAGGUUAGUUAAUGCAUGUGCAAUUCACAGAGGCUACAUGCAACUAAAAUAGGAAUAAUGAUUAUUGCACAUCUGAAAUUGGCAACAUUUGUCCUCAGUAUAGCCUUUAUCAAAGCUAUGUGUAUUAUUUAUUUAUAUUACCCAUUCUUACUCCAUAUUCCUGGAAAGCUGAAGGAGAGGCCAUCUGGGCUACUAAAUAAAAAGAGAAAACAAGGGUAAACCUAAGGAUUAGACCAGUCGAGCUCAGGGCUUCCAGCUGUCAAUGGAGAAGGUGUCCAGUGAUCCCAGGUAAGUUGUCAAAGCCUUUGCAAAUGGUUUGACUACUUACAUUGGUUGGGCACCAUAUUAGAUGGUGCGACCAACAUUGCCAGAUCUUUUUGCCAUUACCAGUGUGGGUUAGGGUCUGAUUGGUAAAAGAACAUUGGAUCCUAUAAGUUAGAAACGUCUACCCAUAUUACUACUGACUUCAAAAUCUCAAUUGCGCAGUACACACCCAAACACUGUGGGCUCCAUUUUAACUCAUGCAACUGUCUCCAUUCGAGAAAUAUCAUAGGAGUCAUACCUUGAAUAAUGCGCCCACUAUAAAACAGGGGGUCUUUCUAGCAAGCUCAUAUAUCAAGCGUUGUUAUGACCCAUGCAGGCAUACACAAGAUCCAUAAGAAAAUCCUUAUAGCAUAAUAGGAGAGUCACCAGUAUACUUACAUAUAAGGAACAAAAUUAGGGAAAUCAAGCAGAAAAAAAAGCUGGCAAGCAGCUCCUAUCAUCUUACCGGCAUGGGAAUAGAUAAAAAAUAAAAUUACUGAUCAUUCGACCUACCUCCUUUUUAGAGAUUGACCGAUUAUCGCUUUUACCGAUAUUAUCGGCCGAUAUUCGGUAUUUUCAGGAAUAUCGUUAUUGGCCAAUAAAGAUACCGAUAUUGCCGAUAAUACAUACCAGGACCGCCGGGCCCAUGACAAGCCCGGCGGUCCUGUGGGGCCCUCAGCAAGCUGUUACUUACCUUCCCUUCAGCUCCCCUCUGUAAAUCUGGCUAGUCCCGCAGCCGUCAGAGCGUUGCCACGGGUUACCAUGGCAACGCUCUGUGCGGCACGCACACUGUGAGAUUUACACAGGGGAACUGAAAGGAGCUGCUGGGAAGGUAACAGCUUGCUGCGGGCCCCCACUGCACAGUCCAUGCCACAGGACCACCAGGAAUGUCAUAGCCCCCUCCCUGGCCAGGUAACAAGCAGGGAGGGGGGACAAAAAUUAAAAUAAAACAUAAAAAAUUAAAUUAAAUUAAAAUAACAAAUGCCCCCUCUCCCCCAUCUUACACAAAUUACAUCCUUUCAGAAACACACACACACACACACUCUGCAUUAUAUACACACACUACACAAACACACACACUGCAUUCAUUAUAUACACACACUACACAAACACUGCAUUCAUUAUAUACACACACUGCAUUCACUUUACGCACACUACAUUCACUAUACACACACACUACACAAACACACACUUUAAAUUCACUAUAUAUACACACUACACAAACACUCACUGCAUUCACUAUACACACUACACAAACACACCCUGCAUUCAUUAUAUACACACUACACAAAUACACACUGCAUCCACUACACAAACACACACAGCUCCCCUGUCUAAACACACUGCAUCCACUACAUGUGGCAUGUAAUAGUUUAUUUUUUCAAAAUGGUAAAUGUACAGAAUUUCGGCAAGUUAUCGGCUAUCGGCCUGAAAGUUCACAAAUUAUCAGUAUCUGUAUCGGCUCUAAAAAAAAAAUCAUUAUUUGUCGAUAUUAUGUCAAUGUAUGGCUCAACUAGUAUUCUUUAUAAAGUGACUCCAUAUCAUGUAUGUCUUAUAAAAAUUAGAUCUGUCCAGUCUGAUACACACAGUUAUUUUUGUUUUACUCUCUCUUCCUCACAGGUAGUCAGCCUCAUUCUGUCUGAUGUCAUUGGUGAUGACCUUGAUGUCAUUGCAAGUGGACCUACGGUUUACAGCUCUUACAGUGCAAAGGAAUGUCUGCGGAUAUUGGACAAAUACCACUUGAGAGGCUCAGCGCCUGGGACUGUAGAACAAGUUCUUCUCUCCAGACCUCCGACUCUAUUGAAUGACAAUUUCAACCAUGUCCACAACAUCCUGAUUGGCUCCAACCUCAUAGCCUUAGGUGAGGCACAGGAGGAAUCUACAAAGCUGGGUUAUCAUCCUUUACUCCUGUCCACAUCCAUUAGUGGUGAUGUCAAACAAGUCUCCUGCUUUUAUGGUCUCCUUGCCCGAGUGAUCUGCUCCAUUAUGACAAAUAGUCCAGAGCAACAGCAGUUGCAACAAGAAAUCCUAAGUCUAGUUGACAAGAUGACUAUUCCAGACCUCAAACUUGCUGAUUGGUUGCAAGAACUACAAACAUAUGGAGAUUUGGGAGCGGUUUGUGUUCUUUGUGGAGGAGAGAUAACUGUGUUGGUACAGGGAGAAGGAAAGGGUGGGAGGAACCAAGAACUAGCACUGAGGGUGGCUCAGGAAUGGCAUGAUACUCAGGAAGGCAUGAAGGAUUGUGAGGUUCUGUUCUUGAGUGGGGGUACCGAUGGGCAGGAUGGUCCUACAGAAGCAGCAGGUGCUUUCUCCUAUCCUGGGCUACUAAUGGAUGCUCAAGAAAAAGGAUUAAAUGUAGAACACUCUCUGAAUCACAGUGACUCUAAUGGUUUCUUCACUAGAUUCCAUGAUGGCAGAUACCUUCUGGUAACUGGACUUACAGGCACCAAUGUGAUGGAUGUGCAGGUGCUACUGAUACAGAAAAACAGGAGACAAUGAAAAUGAACUGUUCUUUCCCCACACACAAUGGAGAGACAAAAAAAAAUCACUAUAGGGUUAAUUCACUAAACAAGAAGCUGCAGUUUAUUGCCAACCAAUUUGCUAACUUAAGAUUUUUUACAAUAUUCGCUAUUUUGGCCUGCUGUUUACAAAAAGGCUGACAAUUCGGCACACCUCUUUGUUUUAUCUUUAUACCAUAUCAUUUCUGCAGUGCGUAAUUAUACGAGCAAUAAACAACUGCUACAUUUCUGUGCAUUGCCGUCUCCUGUUCAUACAACCUGCCUUGAAUUGCAGAUGUACGCAAAUGCCAGCAUAACGAAUGGGCAGGCAUACAUGUCAUAAUUAUGGGCUUUUCAUUUGUAUGAAUAAUGAAGUCUUGGAGGGUACCUUUUCGUAUUAAAUCAGUUGUUGCAGAUGUAUAAUAAUACUCAGAUUAUGCUGUAGUUCACAAUGGCCAGUGGUUUUGAGCCAGUGCACUCUUUUAUCUGCAGAAGUAAAGUAACUAGUCAAACAGUGCACACACACACAUGCUCUCUUCCAUGGUUUCUAGGUAAACAUCCUCUUCAC